This is a messenger RNA of Lithohypha guttulata, 636 nucleotides long. RefSeq lists its product as uncharacterized. The coding region runs from base 1 to 636 and encodes 211 amino acids. NCBI's taxonomy places the organism in Eukaryota, Fungi, Ascomycota, Eurotiomycetes, Chaetothyriales, Trichomeriaceae. The record is from RefSeq and is a predicted model, not a curated record. The transcript is spliced from 2 exons.
AUGAAGCUCGUUGCCAUCGCGUUGAGCCUGGUGUUGAGUAGCUUAGCUGCAGCGCAACACAUAGCACAAGAUACUGGUGUACGUGGCCCACCGAUAGAGAUUACUCACUUGUUCUACGAUCAGAUGCCUACAAAUGUGGCAGCCGCUGAGCUGACCACGAACACUACUGAAACCCCAUACCCAAAUGCUGAAAUCAACAGUCCUCCUGGAGGUGCCAUCAACUACACCGUAUGUCCUCCAAUGGGAGCAAACUACCAGAACUACUUCCUUGGCGUCCAAUCUGUUGCCAUCGACCCUCUUGAACGUCUGUGGAUUCUUGAUACUGGUCGAGCACUCACACCAAACGGUACACUAGUGCCGGCAAGCUACGGCGGUGCGAAACUUGUUGCAGUCGACCUCGCAACAAACACCAUCAACCAGACCAUCGUCCUCCCUUCCACAGCUGCAUACCCAAACAGUUACAUCAACGACGUCCGCAUCGACCUUCGUCCCAACGUCACAGUAUCCGGCCAAGGCGUCGCCUACGUCACAGACUCAAGCCAACAAGGCCAAAACGGCCUCAUAAUCGUCGACCUCGGCACCAAAGAAGCCUGGCGUCACCUAGACUUCACUCCCUUUGUCCGCGCACAAAAAUAA